UCUCUGUGCCUUUCAGCUGCCUGCCCUGCGCCCUUCCUGCCUGCGCAGAGGAGAGCAGCUCUGGGAGGAAGAGGAGCCCAGGACUGACCCCAGAUGCCUGCGACCCCGGAGCAGCCGAUUGGGCAUGCGGAGGACCCCCCAGCGUCGGAAGCGGGCCCGUGGCCCCCGCUGCCCUGCGGGCCCUGCGUCCCCAUCAUGCUGGGCCUGGCCUCGCUGGCCGCGCUCUUCUUGGUGACCACAGCCGUGCUGGCGGAGCGCCUGUUCCGCCGCGCGCUCCGCCCGGACCCCGGCCGCGGCGCGCCCACGCUGGUCUGGCGGCCCGGAGGGGAGCUGUGGAUCGAGCCCAUGGGCACCCCGCGGGAGCGCUCCGAGGACUGGUACAGCGCCGCCGUGCCCCUGCUGACCGACCGGGCCCUGGACGCCCCCACCCCCGGCGGCACGCUGGAGGACCGAGCCACCGCCCCGCCGGCUCCCUCUGCCCCACACUCCGCUCCCAGCUCCCUGGGCCCCCAGACCCCUCCGGAGGUCCCAGCACGUAGCACCUUCUGGGGGCCCCAGCCCUGGGAAGGGAGGCCCCCAGCCGCGGGCCUGGUGAGCUGGGCGGAGCCCGAGCAGAGGCCAGAGCCCUGCGUGCAGUUUGGGAGCCCCCCGCCCCGGAGGCUACGGCCUGGGAGCCCUGAGCCCGACUGGGGCCUCCAGCCUCGGGUCACCCUGGAGCAGAUCUCAGCUUUCUGGAAGCGUGAAGGCCGCACCAGCGUGGGGUUCUGAAUCCCAAGGGCCUGGAAGACUGGCCUCCCAGAGACCCCUGAGGAAGGACCUCCCGCAGAGGGACUGUGAGACCCACGGCUCCAGCAUCUGGGCCUAUGCUGAGGCUGCCCCGGGGAAGACGGCCUUCUUUUAAGUCUGGGUUUCAAUUCCCCCGAGUGCGAUCGGAGCCAUGCGCAGGCUGAGUAUGCGCAGAAGGCCGAGUAUGCACAGAGCCCCACUGCAGGGCGCUCAACCUGCCUCUGCUCAGCUGCCAGGCUGGAGCUCAGAGAACUGGAGGCUGGGCUGACUCUGGGCCAGAAGCCUCCAAGAUCGCAUCCGGAUUAAGAACUGAAGGUACCAGACAAGCAGGAAACAGCAUCAACCCAGCCACUUCCGCCUUCCUACAGUGUUUACCUAAGAUGCCAAGAUCAGUCUUGCAAACACCUUGGUGUGGUGAUGACAAGUGUCAGUCUGUGUUAGCAGGAGAUGGCAGGACUUCAGCUUCCCAGAGCCACAGUUCCUAUCCCUCCUCAGCCACUCACACCCCCACCCUCAGGUCCUCCAGGAAAAUACACAAAGAGAAGACAAUCAGGCAAAGGAGCGUUUUAUUACAAACGAACUGUGGCCUUGACCCCCAAGUGGCAACCAGGAACUUGCUGAGCCAAGCCGGUGCAGCCCUCUCUUGCCUGGACUUGGGACCUAGGGUCAGAGAAGAUCCACAGGCUCCUCUGCCCAUCCUCUUGUUAAUGGAAAAAAAAGCCAAACUCUGUAAAGUAAUUUUAAAG
Propithecus coquereli (Coquerel's sifaka) is the source of this 1532-nucleotide messenger RNA. Its product is annotated as chromosome unknown open reading frame, human C16orf54. NCBI's taxonomy places the organism in Eukaryota, Metazoa, Chordata, Mammalia, Primates, Indriidae. Bases 94 to 768 code for a protein of 224 amino acids. The record is from RefSeq and is a predicted model, not a curated record. The transcript has 2 exons.